UGGCGGCGGCGCCGCGCCCUGACGUACACCGACGUGCCCGACGCCGCACGCACGGUGAGGGCACGAGAGGGCAACGGGCCGCCACCUCCUGCGCCCACCGAAGCGGGGGGACGCGGUGCAGCGGGGCGGAACCGCCGCGCGAAGGCGGGGAGUGGGUCUUCAGCGCGUUUCUUCCCGAAGAUGACACCAGUUACUCGACAAGAAGUCCUUGGCCUUUACCGCAAGAUAUUCCGAAUAGCCAAAAAAUGGCAAUCGGCAUCAGGACAGAUAGAAGAAACUAUUAAAGAAAAAGAAUACAUUAAAAAUGAAGCCAAAAUGUUAUUCCGAAAGAACAAAAAUGUAACGGAUCCAAAGUUGAUUAAGCAGUGUAUAGAAGAAUGUGAGGCAAGAAUAGAAAUUGGACUUCACUAUAACAUUCCCUACCCGAGACCUAUCCAUCUGCCUCCUAUGGGUCUUGCCCAUAAGCAAGGCCGUACGUUGCGACACCAGGAAAAGUUAAGGAAGAUUUCUAAGCCGAUAUACCUGAAAUCCCACGAUGAAGUUUCAUAACUCACCAUUUAAGCUGUGAUGUGUAAUCACAUCAUUUAAAAUGUGGACUGUAAACCAGGUGAUUUGUGUGCACAGCUGUGAAUGAAGCCGUUUUGGUCACUUGUUCACACAUUUCCUGAGGCCACAAAGCGAAUUGAUACAUAGCUUACGAUGGAUAAGGUUGGUCGCGUAUUUAUUACAUUUCAACCACUGGCUCAUCAAUAAAAGUAACACUUUUCAAGGAGUGAGGCGUGAUAUGAAGAUUACUUUGACAUCAAGACAAAUUGCAGCAGGUUUUCAAACUCCGAUAAUCUAUAGCAGGGUUCUGUGGUGGUUUGAGGAUUAUACAUGCUCAAUUGUGAUUUAAUGCAGUGCCUUGUGUGAGGGCCAGCAACAACCAAGAAAGUCCAGGAGAACCACACAGCCACAGUGCCUCCAGAGCUUUGAAUGCAAGUGGGAACACAGCGACUGCCUCACGCACGCAGCUGCACUCCUUCCUCGCCUGUUGUCCCUGGAGAAAUGUUCAGUUUUCACAGUGUCCUUAUGGUGAAGUAUUGUUUCUAAAAGGACAGUAGCAACAAGACAGCCGAAAUCCCACCACUCCUCCUUUUUCCUUUUUGCAAACUACAGAGGAGUGGCCUAGAGCCUCUAUGUCAGCUUUUUUCCCCCCUUCCUUUGGAGAGGGUGUGGAUGUGAAAUGCGAAGUUUGGAAUGCCAUUACACAACUCAGAAUAAAACAUUCCAGUGUUGGGUUCCUCAGGUUCCCAUGCAUGGACUGACUGAAAACUCUGCCUGCAGGGUAUCACUGUGGGAGCAAGCUUAAGAUGCUUUGGCGUCUUCACUGUGCAUUUUUACAUGGUUAGCUCUUCAACAGAAUCAACACACUGUCUCAACUAUUUUAGCGUCAGGUUUUAAUUCUUACAUCAUGGACAGAACCCCAGUUUUACUAAAAGAAAGGAUCUACAACUAUCUCUGCAGUCUCUUAUGUUUGAGUGGUAUUUCUGUUUUGCAGGUGCCUCAUGAAUGGAACCAAAAUGAAAUUAAUUUCUCCCUCACUGGCCACCAGUUGUUUGGCGUCUUUUGAGUCCUCUGGGUUUACCAAGCUCUUUACAAGUUCUCUUCAGUAAAGCUGGUGGAGCCUUGUGUCCUUCAGGCUAGGAGUGCCAUGGGAGCAAGCUGUGGACAAGAGCCACGCUGUAUUGGGAGACUACACAAGCACAGCCCACAGCUGCUUUGAGGAUAGAGGCUCGAAGCAGCGACCUAUUCCAGCCAGAAGUUAGUGGUGGCAAAAAAAAGGGCAAAUUUGACAAAUGUAGUGUAUCUUGUUUCCUAUUGAAGUGGGAAAAACACCCCUCCAACUCAUUCUAAACUCUCCAAGCCCUAAUAGACAAUGGUAAAGAAAUAUUCUUCUCUACCUUAAAAAUAAGUUAAAACUGGUCUUGUGAAGAACAGAAUGGCAGUUCCUCCCCCAGGAAUAUACUUGUGAGAGUGAAAAAAAUACAAGCGGAUGAGAAGGUACAAGGAAACAAUGAGAAGAGCGAGUCAGCAUGACAGGUACUGGCUAGCCCAAUUUCUCACUACCCUUUAUGCUCCAGUCCACAAAGGUAUCUAUUUCCAUAUAAUGAUUUCUUGGGAAUGCCUCACGUGGGAAGGAACAUGUAAAAUGCCAUUGUUCUCCCUGUCAGUGGGAACUUUACAAAUUUACUGCUGCCAGGAAGACAAAAAAAACCCAAACCAACAAAAACCUCCUUUAGACUAGGAAAAGGGGGAUGGAACAAAGACAGUAAGAAAUAACAUGAUUAUACACACUGCUUAAUUCCUUAUUGAAAGAAGUCCAAAUACAGUCUGUUCUUAGCCUCAUUCUGAUACACCAGUGUAGAGACGUGUCAACUAAGCCAAACCAAAAUACAUAGACAGGCAUUUUGAAUGGAGGCUUAGGCUCAUUCUUUGUCAUUAAACUAUCAUUUGAGUCUUUUUAAUUGUUAAAAUUCAUGUGGCUAAUGAAGGUACUGAUGCUGUGGCUCAUCAGGUGAAUAAACAGCGAUGUAAAUGAGCAGUCGAAA
This is a messenger RNA of Columba livia (rock pigeon), 2591 nucleotides long. RefSeq names its product LYR motif containing 1 (gene LYRM1). The record is from RefSeq and is a predicted model, not a curated record. The transcript has 4 exons. Lineage: Eukaryota; Metazoa; Chordata; Aves; Columbiformes; Columbidae. Gene Ontology annotation, cellular component: mitochondrion. The coding region runs from base 181 to 549 and encodes 122 amino acids.